Baudoinia panamericana UAMH 10762 is the source of this 1329-nucleotide messenger RNA. RefSeq lists its product as uncharacterized. Gene Ontology annotation, molecular function: RNA binding; zinc ion binding. Gene Ontology annotation, biological process: mRNA splicing, via spliceosome. The record is from RefSeq and is a predicted model, not a curated record. Gene Ontology annotation, cellular component: precatalytic spliceosome. The transcript has a single exon. Bases 195 to 1043 code for a protein of 282 amino acids. Lineage: Eukaryota; Fungi; Ascomycota; Dothideomycetes; Mycosphaerellales; Teratosphaeriaceae.
CGUGCCUUCCGUAGAAGAUACGAUAGAUGUGGACCCAGUCGGCGGCACGGGCCGUUUUCGCUCGCCCGCUGCACGUCAACGUGAAACCAUCGUGCCACGACUUUUGUGUAACCGCGUGAGUGCAUGGGGUAGCGUGGUGUAUGACCGGUUCGGCAGCAGUUGAAGGGAUGUAAUGUGAUGUUCGCAUAUGCACAAUGGCGGAAUACUGGAAGUCCACACCAUCAUACUGGUGCAAGUUCUGCCAGGUUUACGUCAAAGACACCGGCAUCGAGCGUAAAGCGCAUGAGAGCAGUGGGCGCCACCAAGGUGCCAUUCAGCGCAAUCUUAGGGAGCUCGCGAAGGGCAAAGCGCGGGACGAGCGUGACAAGCAACGAGCCAAAGACGAGGUCGCUAGGCUUAACGGACUCGUUGGCGGCAAGUCUUCUGCGGCGAGCAAGCCUGCUAUUUCAGGCUUUCAAGAUCUCGGCAGACAGACCGCCGCGCCCAGGUCGGCUUUGGACCCGGCGGCUCAGCGCAAGGCUCAUGCUGAGCAAUUACUCGCGCUGGGUGUGCAACUCCCGGAGGAUCUGAAGAGAGAAGUCACCGGUGUUGGUGAAUGGCAGACGGUGUCUGAGCGAGUAAUCGAGACCGAACUUACGCCCGUGAUGUCUGCGGACGUUAAGAAGCAGGAAGAUGAUGAGAAAGACGAUGUUAAGCCAGAAGCUAUCGGUAGGGGCGUGCGCAAGCGCACCGCGGACGACGAUACCGAAGAUGCAGUAUCGAAGCGGCGGCCUUGGGGCAGCAGUAUGAAAAGUUACCCAGGUGGCGGUGGCACAGCAGACAAUGCAAAUCUGGACGAAUUGCUGUCGGGUAUUACGAAGAAGCAGCCAGAUGUGAAGGAAGAGGAGAACGCCGACGGAGUGGCUCUCAAGCGAGAAGAGUCGGCUACAGAGACGCCGCUGGCAAGCGUACCUGAUGCUAGUGGGCCCGCUGUGGCUGUCAAGCAAGAAGAAGCUGAGAAUGUGCCUGCAGUCGUCUUCAAGAAGCGCAAGGUUAAGAGAUGAGGUAUAGAUUGAAGCAUGUGUGACCCACUCGGACGUUCCCGUUGCGCCUCUAUAUACCAUAUCGUCCUUCGAGGGAAGGGCUACCCACCAAGCGAAGACACCAUGGAAACCCAGCCCAAAGAAGCCAAAGCUAAGACCGCCACAAUCCACCUGGCACGUGAUACGCUUGGGCUCCUCCGCUUGUGUCUCAAAUGUAGGGCUGUCUUUGGAUCCUCUAGACGCUGCAGCCUUGUCAUAGGGACUACGUGCACCAUUCAUGACAGCUUAGUCGGUGGGAAUGCGAGCA